Messenger RNA from Lampris incognitus (smalleye Pacific opah), 5004 nucleotides. It is a transcript of the gene prmt2ip, whose product is annotated as chromosome 6 C15orf39 homolog. Lineage: Eukaryota; Metazoa; Chordata; Actinopteri; Lampriformes; Lampridae. The record is from RefSeq and is a predicted model, not a curated record. The transcript has 2 exons. The coding region runs from base 34 to 1455 and encodes 473 amino acids.
GCAAGGGAGGUGUGGCUUAGUGAGGAUAUCAAGAUGACUCUCCAUAAGGUUCUUCAGAGGUUGAGAGAGUACAUAACCCUGAAGCAAUGUCCAUUUCCACAUGUUAUGCGGACAGGGGCAGUGUUCAUCCCCAUGCUGGUGGUGAAGGAGCUGCUGUUUCCUCAAGUCCAGGGCAGCUUCAUUGACCAGGUGCUUCAGGAGCACAAAGUAAAUUUGCGGCCCACCACUCUCUCAGAGGAAAAGAGUCUUACUGAGCUCUGUAAACGUUCCUGCUCCAACAAGCUAAAGAGGCUCCUCUCUCUCAAACACCUGCCGGACAUUUAUCCUGAUGUAGUCAGCCUCUUCUAUCAUGCCUGUGUCCACAAGCAUCUGGCAGUGGAGCUUGAUGAGCCUGCUAAGAGACACCCAGAUGAAGACUCGAAAGAGACUGAUCCUUCCAAGAGUUCUACAUAUUCUGAUAUCAUCACAUCCUCACUAGGCUCUGGGUCAGACGAACCAAGACAGCUGGAGGACCAGAAGAAAAACUCACAAUUGAACAAGCAUAGAACAAAAGGCUGGGUGAAGAGCAGGUCAGGGCAUUCGGUUUUGGAGGAUGAGGGAGUGAAAUGCACAGUUCAGCUUGGAGAUGAAAAUGUUAUGCCCACACUUGAUGAGAGACAGUUGAAUCAAGUUAAAGGGAUUCCAGAGGAGAAUCCUUCGCACAUCACUCCUCAGGAGGAGUGCGAGUACUUAUGUCCUUUGAGCUCAGAUGAACUCGGGUCAUCUACUAGUGACACUGAAAUAGAGGGCGCCUCCACCCUGCCCGGUGUCAACCAAUCCGCAACCCUAGCCAAAUGCCAGGAAAGAUCCAAGAACCAUCCAGGCAUGAUUCUCAAACUAAAGAAGGUAUCAUUUAAUAAAGACCACCACAGUAGAAGGGCCUGCUACCAGCCAGUUUCCACCACUGGAACGGUUUCUAAUCCUUCCUUCUCGGAGGCCAAGAAUGGACAGAGGAAGCAGACCAAAAGAAGCAAGGGUGACCCCCGCAGGAAAAUAACAUCCAGGGUCACCCACAGGUGGCAGAUAACAAAGCGUUUCUCUCAUGCCCUGCGACUUCUAAGCAGUUCUUCCCCAAGAAGGCACCAACCCCUCAUAAAAAUCAAAUACUGCCCCUUCCUGUCUACCUUCCACAGCGCUGAGCACAGAAGGCGUUGGGUGCUUCGCUCGGCUGUCCAGAGGGCCCGGCAGGCCAUGACGUUCUCCUACCCAGACCUGGUGGGGAAGAGAAUUCAACAUUUGUAUGAGGAGGAUGACAAGUCAGAGGUGUGGUACAGGGGAGAGGUGGUGUGUAUCCAUGAAGCUCACCCCAAUCCUCUCAAAACUGUGUUUGAAGUAAGGUACGACAGUGAGCCGGAAUGGAAGUACUACCUGGAGCUGUUGAUCGAUUAUAAAAAAGGCUGGCUCAAAAUAGACUAGGUUCUUCACAAAUGCCUUACUCUGUGUUUUUGGUAUUUCAACAGACUUUUGUUUUGAAUUGAUACUGUAUGUGUAUACAGUAUCAGUAUACAGAGAACGAUUCUGUGGAUGGAGUUUUUGGAAUGUGUUGCACUGAGUGGAGGUGUUGGCCGUUUUUUUUUUUUUUGUUUUUGCUGUGUUCUGUUUUUGGGGUUUUUUAGAUGUGUUUUUGUGUUGCACUACUGUGGGAAAUGUAAUUUUGUCUCUUUUGUAUAUGUAGUACAUAAUAUGACCAAUAAAUUGUUCUCGAUACAGGUAGUCCCGGGGUUACGAACGAGUUCUGUUUUUGAGUCUGUAAUUUUAAAAAGAUCCAUAAGUACACAUGGGUAUAUAUGUGAUUGAUUUUGUUACCUGUUACAAUAUGGUAGAGAAUUUUCAUGCUGACUGGUUUCACUUGACUUUAAUUUUACUGUGUGUGUAAAAUGAAGGCAGUGGCAGUACUUUACCUCUGAACCAAGCUGCUUAAGAGCCUCUUGCUAAGAUGUGCUCUGAGUCAGGGUAUUUCCAUGGCUGUGAACAUUAAACUUUCCUGUCAGUUUUUGCUAGAAUUGAAAUAUUUAAUGUUUUCAUAAUUGCAUUUUGAAGAACAGAGGCUCGCUUAUAUGCAUUGUUCAGCUCUGAAAUGUUAAAAUGUCUGUGUUUUCUCAUGUACAUUAAGUUGUUCCUCUUAAGAGUUUGUCAUGGGAUAUUUGUUUUGAAAGUAAAAAAAAAUUAUUUUCCAGAAUCUUGAGCCAUUUAAUUUGAAAUCAAAAGUAAUCAGAUUGAAUAAACAUACAAACUUUAAACACUUAUCCAUCCUAAUGGCCAUACUUUCUUUUGGGAUGGUAGUAAUCUUUUGCAUCAGAUUUCUUGAGCAUCAAGAAACCAGCCAGAUAUUUUCUCAACUCAAAGCAGAAAAAAAUAUAUAAAACUUUGUUAGAAGAAACACUCAACGGUAGGGAAAGUGCUCAACAAAUGAGCAAAAUAAUUACUUGACUCACUGGAUUUUUUAUAUAUAAUGUAAUAACCUGAGCAAAUUUCAUGCCAGCAAUAAGAUAUCAUACAUUAACCAGAGGCAGGUAACUUUUUUUAAGGAUGUCUAUACAACAGCCCAUCAAUUUUGCCUGUCAUUUUUAUUUUUUGGGCAGAAUCAAGUAUACAUGGUCCUUGUCUCCCUCGUGUGGCAUACUAUUGAAGCUGCAACGUCUUCACGCCCAGAGCUCCUGAGGGGAGGUUAUGUGGCCUAAUGCUUCGUGUUGUGCUGAUAGUGGAGAGUUGAGAACAUUGAAAUUACAGGAAAGGGGGUUUGGUCUGCACAAGUCACAGAAAGACCACACUGAAAGUUUUUUUUUGAUUAAACAAUACCUGCCACAACAAAGAUGUAUAUUGUGCAUUAUGAAACAAUCACCCAUACCAGAGGGAUGUUUGCAACAUUUUGCACUUUAAUAUUUUCUCCAAAACAGACAACUAAUUUCUUCCACAUUUUUACACUAUGUAAAUACGAAAUAAAACACCUUUUGAUAGCAUAAAGAAAAGAUAUAUGUAGAAAAGUAUUAAAAGUUUUUGGAUGUCUCACUUUAAUGAAUGUAGCUGCUUCUGUUACUUUGUUAACUUGAAAUGCUUAUGAACUACUAGCAGACAUGAAAACAGUGAGCCCUGGAUAAGAAUGUCAGCCUUAUGAUCACAGCAAUAGCUGGUGUUCUGUACCUGCAAGACAAUUUGAAGAAAACUGCCCACCUUUAUUUGCUCAAUGUGUUACUAGGUUUUUAACAUGGGCUGAGACACAAAAUAAAACAGGAAAGUGACAUACAAACAACCACUUGAAUCCUUAUAUUAACAAUCUGCAAGUAAAUCAGUGCAAAAACCUUUUUUUUUUCUUUUUUUUUUUUUUGCCAGAUCAAAGUUAAAAUGAAAUUACCAAAAUGCUUUCAUUUCACCAAUAUUCUGGAAGACAACCACAGCUCUCUGUCAAGGUUUGUAGAAUACGCUACAUUAUAAAAUACACAGCGCAUAGAUGCAUUAUGAACAUUUGGGUAUCAUAAUUGAGACCAAGCCUAUUCUAAUGACUCACACAGUACUCCCAAUAAUGAGAUUUCUCAUGACAUUUAUUCAAAUAAAACAAUACAGAUUUUUAUUUUUUGCUAGGAUAAAAUAAGUUUGUUGAACAUGUAAGCAUUUGGGAGAGAAUUCCUUAAAGAUCUGAGAAUGGGGUUAAAGGAUGCGUUUUAAAGAUGGCUGACACUUUGGUGUCAUCUUCUGACUUGCACUAAUAGCUGUAUGUUCAUGUCCCCUCGUCAGUCUUGUAAAAGACCGCAGUAAUGCAGAGACAUAUGCGAGCAUUUACAAGCAGAGAGCUUGACGUCCAGAGCGACCACCACACAGAAAAAUGUGAUACCUAUAGGGGCAGUGGCAUUUCACUGUCAAUUCUUCAACAUGUGUGCGAAAAACACUAAUGCAAAAGCAUGUCAACAGCAUUAUAUAUAUAUUUAUAUAUAUAUAAAAAAAAAACAAUCCUACAACCCUCUGAACUUUGCUCUAUACUUCCCAUCUGUCUACUAAGGCUCACGCAAGUCUGUCUGUGUAGCUAGGUUUAAAGCGAUGCACGGACUCACUGCAAUGUAAAAGAUCUCGUCAAAUAAACCACGGUCAUCAUCAGCCCCGCUCCAUUUGGGAGUUCCCAUCUGGAGUGAUGCAAAAUGCCUGACCCUGUAUGACAUUGAUUACCAGCAACAGAUAGCUGCGCUGUCAGUACAUUCCAUUACCCUCAUUCUAUAACCAAGGUGCAAGCUGAGUUUUAAGAGCUACCUCAAGCCACGUUGAGUGGGAAAAAAAAAAAAGAAAAGAAAAAUAAGAGUGAAUGUCACUCAGUUUGGCUCUUGUAAAUUAGUAAUGUUCUCAAACGUCUCUAAAAACAACUAAGGGAAGGUACAGUAAAAGGGUUAGCGUAGAGGGAUUCUGGGCUGGUGCAUUCCCCUUCACCUGUAAAUUAAUCCCCCCCCCCCCCUCGGUUUUCGAAACCUUCUGUGCACUUUCACAGGGUCCUCAAUCUCAGUUCCUGACAAGUAACCGUUUCUGGAAGUCUCUAUUUUAGAGUUAAUGGUAAGUAGCGAUUUACGCGCCACUGAUGAGACUGAGGAUGAUGUGGUGGGGGGGGGGGUUGCCCUAAUUGCCAAAGACCUAACUCCCACACUAUAGUGGAAGGUAGAGACUCACCUUACACACCAAAUGUACACCUUUUUGGAAUAUUGGUAAAGAAUAAAUAUUUCUAAAUUUAAAAAUUAUGCAAACACGUGCCACUCUUGCUCUUUAAUUUCCAUGCAUAUGGAUCACUUACAAAAUUGAAAAAUACAGACUUGCUUUUUUGAUCUUUUCUCUUUUUUCACCCCGAAAUGUCUUUGCCCCUUUGCAAUCAGCCAAACAACAUUCAGCGAUCCAGACAAGGAUCUCACCACACAUAGCAGACAUGGCCAGGACAAUUAAAGCUGUGCUUAAAACAUUUUCACACGAAUGAAUGGAAGAAAAAAAAGUCAA